AUGGCUGAUACCAACGAAGCCACUAACAAGCAACUGAUGGAAUUCAUGCAAGCUAUGAGAGAAGACAUCUCUAGAAAUAAAGAGCAGACAUAUGCGCUGUUAGAGUCAAUGGCUAACGAUAAUGCAGCACUCCUCGAAGAGAUGUUACAACUCAGAAAUCAGAACGCUUCCCAAGGCCAUGAUCCUGCAACUAUGGCCAAGCAGAUUAUCGAGUUGAGGGGAGAUAUAGAUAAGUUAACUAAAACACCUCCCGCCUUGGCCAAAAUCAAUGCUAAUUGCUAUAUGGGGUCACCGUUUGUCGAUAGUAUAUACCAAACGGAUUUGCUGCACAGGUUCAGUGUGCCGAGUAUGAAGUUAUACAAUGGGACUGAUGAUCCUGAGGAUCUUGUGGCCCAUUACAAAUUGAAGAUGGGUGUGAUCGCUAUACCUAUCGCUUCUUUUGAGAAGCUAAUCGAGACAUUUAUAACGCAGUUCUCUAGCAGCCGUAAGAUCCAUAAAUGUUCUGAUGACUUAUUCAAUACGGAGAAGGUAUCUAUACCUUACUGCGACCCGGGGACUGCUAUACAAGCACUCCGGAGUUGUCUUCUCCCAGACGGGGAGUUUUAUAAAGAACUCACAAAGUGUGACAUAAGGUGCUACGAAGAAGCUCUUAUUAAAGCCACCGUGUUCGUUCGAUGGGAGGAAGAUGCAAGGAGAAAACCAUCCCAUCCCCCUAGAGAAGAGAAACGCGAAGAUAAACGUCCUAAGAAGGAGAAAUCCACCAUUGGUGAGCCUAGCAAUAAUUGGCGCUCCCGUAAGUCUAGAGCAUCCGAUUACGCUAAAAAUUGUCCAGAGUAUCCCCUCCGGAUACAUCAAGUCGAGGCUGUGCAAGUUUUGAAGAAGAUGGGCAAUGAGGUUAAAGGCCUCAGGUAUGAGGUGGAUUACCUGCUAAAAAAAGGUCAUUUGAGAGAGUUACUAUCUGAACUAGGUAGAGCUAUCUGGGAAAAGAGGAAAGUUGAUAACCCAAAGGCAUUACCACCGCCACCAUUAGCCACGCAAACUUACUGUGUAAUCUCUGGAGGGUUAGAGAUUAGUGGAAUUUCUCAUACCUCUGCCAAGAAGCAUGAGAAAGAAGUGGCGAACCCAGCCACCAAAAUGGCGCGGUCUAUAGGGACUUUCACUAACCAAGUGAUGGUCUUCGCUAAUGAUGAAGCUACCCAGCUUUUGCAUCCGCACCAUGAUGCUUUGGUGCUUACGCUUCAGGUUGCUAACAUUAAUCUGAAGCGCAUCCUGAUUGAUAAUGGAAGUUCAGCCAACGUAUUAUUUUUGGCUGUGUAUAAAGGGAUGGGUCUAGAUGAAACCCUGAUAUUACGGAAGUCAACGGCGCUUGUUGGGUUCAAUGGCGAGGUGAGCCAUUCGCUUCGUGAAGUUACCUUACCAAUCUAUGCCCCAGGAUUGAACAAGCCGACUAGGUUCUCGAUUGUGGAUUCACCUUCUGCUUAUAAUGCCAUUCUGGGACGACCUUGGUUGCACGCCAUAAGGGUCGUACCCUCUACUUAUCACCCAAGUCCUACGCUACCCUACCAAUGGUGGUGUUAG
Molecule: messenger RNA, 1578 nt
Organism: Tripterygium wilfordii
Lineage: Eukaryota; Viridiplantae; Streptophyta; Magnoliopsida; Celastrales; Celastraceae
Exons: 5
Coding region: 1-1578 (525 amino acids)
Source: RefSeq, a predicted model, not a curated record